This is a messenger RNA of Colletotrichum orchidophilum, 2745 nucleotides long. RefSeq names its product TBC domain-containing protein. Bases 1 to 2745 code for a protein of 914 amino acids. The record is from RefSeq and is a predicted model, not a curated record. Lineage: Eukaryota; Fungi; Ascomycota; Sordariomycetes; Glomerellales; Glomerellaceae. The transcript has a single exon.
AUGACCCUCAUGGCCGUGGCAGCGGACUCUGGCCAUCCCGACGCCCAGAUCACCCCGGGAGCCAUGGCGGACCAGGACCCUACUGUCCACCGUCAGAAUAGCAUGAAGCAUCGCCAAUUCGGUAUUUAUGCUUCAAGGCGGACCCAUCCGAAACCCAACUCAACUUCAGACGUUCCAGAGCGUCCCGACUCCGACUUCCCGACAGCCUAUCCACCAACACAGGCACAUCCCUUGCCCACAUCGCCUCCACGCUGGGACUCACUCUCCAAGACCUCGACCAAUUUUGGAAUGCAACAAAACUCGACAAACCCCCAACCGCAGCCACUAUCCCCUCGACGUCCUGCCUAUGAUUCUGCCCAGCACUACCCCUCCUCCCCUACGUUCCCCUCGCUGGCACCGAGGCCGGGUCAUGACCUCGACGACGACUUGAGUGCCGACGAAUGGACAAGCAGAGCCGCUCGCUCGAUCAGAUCUCCGAUCCCGUACGACGAAGACGACCGUUCCUCGAUCGACACCAUGCAGGUAGACAAUUUCUCUCGCCCGAGAAGGCCCAGCAUCAAGCAGCCGACACAAGAUUCAUACCGACCUCGAGCCAACUACCCGUCUUCAGAGCCCCGUUCUGACCCCAAUUCGCACCAUCAAGCAUGGCCGCGACCACGGGGCCAGUCCGGAUCAUCUGCGAGGUCGGCUUCAACGUUUGCCUCGCUCCCAGCUUCGGGAGGUGACCUCUACGAGCCUCGCGCCCCCUCUCGUUUACGAAGUGCCCCGCCUCCGUCAGGCCUCACCCGUCCUCCGAUGGCAUAUGGCCGCAUCGACAGCUCGAGCUCUGGUCUAUCUACGUACGCGAAGGAGGCGCCGUGGAUGAGUGGGGAAGACGAGAUGAGAUCUAGUUACCGAUCCCAGAUGACUGCGUCGAGUGCACAGGGAACGUACGUGACGGAAAGAAGCAGUGUUCUCACCAAGAAUAGCUCGAUCCCAUCGCUGUACGCUAACGGGGAGGAGCUUAGUGUCGACGACGUUAUGGGAAUGUACGAAAAGGGCUUCCGGGACGACUCGAGCCCCGAGGACCACGACGACGAUGACGAUGUGCGUCCAGUUCCAGCGGCGGAGAUCAAUAGGAGGAACACGAGAAUGCUGGAGGCACUGAGCCAACCCUUGGUUGUACCCGCCACCUCGCUGGCUGUUCCGGCUUCGGAUACCAUCGUUCGUGAAUCCACCGAGAUGUUCAGGGUACCAGGAUACCCAGCCUCUUUGCCGAAGGAGCUCGGCUUGACUGACUACGAUCGAAACGACGACGACAAAGAUACUAAUGAGAAGCGAGACUCUGCGAAAUCUCUCCAGAGUGACACACCAGCCACGUCCCCGCAGAUGAGCAGCCCUUCAGCCUCCUCUACGCGAACGGCCGUGGAUCCAGAGCCGGUUGAAACUGAGGAACCGGGCGCACGGGACCGAUACGGGUUCAAAAAGGCCAACCAGCAUAUCAACAGGCAGCAGUACGACGCCUGGGACAAGGGUUAUUCCGAAUACCUCGACCGACGGCGCAAGAAGUGGACCGCAUUCAUGAAGGAGAGCGGACUCAUGACGAAUCAACCUGAACGAUUCCCUCCCCAUAGCGCGAAGGCAAAACGGUUCGUGCGGAAAGGCAUUCCGCCUGAGUGGAGAGGGGCUGCCUGGUUUUACUACGCGGGAGGCCCUGCCAUCUUGGCAAAGCACUCGGGUCUCUAUGAAACCCUGGUGAAGAAGAAGGCUAAAGACAUUGAUAUUGAGGCGAUUGAGCGAGAUCUUCACCGGACAUUCCCGGACAACGUGAAGUUCAAGCCUGCAAGCAUGGCGUCGAAGCCAAACACGGAACCAUUGCGAGACGGCGAGCCAACGGACGAAUCUGAGAAUGGAGCCAAAAAUGAGCCAGUCAUCAUCUCUUCUCUCAGACGAGUAUUGCGCGCUUUUGCCAUUUACAACCCACGUAUCGGAUACUGUCAAAGUCUCAACUUCCUGGCCGGCCUGCUCCUUCUAUUUAUGGACUCGGAAGAAAAGGCCUUCUGGCUGUUGAACGUCAUCACCCGGCUGUACUUGCCCGGCACCCACGAGAUGAGCCUCGAAGGCUCCAAGGUGGACCUUGGUGUCUUGAUGAACGCUAUUAGGGAGUCCAUGCCUGCUGUCUGGGCCAAGAUUGGCGAUGAUAUGGAAGGCGACCCGAACGCGGCACGACCGGCGAAGCCGGUGAAAAAACCGAGGGUGAGGAGAAAGAACCAGCCUAGCAUCUCGUCCAACCGUCUGCCGCCCAUUACACUUUGUAUGACGGCGUGGUUCAUGAGCUGUUUUAUCGGCACUCUUCCUAUUGAGAGCACGUUGCGGGUUUGGGACGUCAUCUUCUAUGAGGGGUCCAAGACUCUAUUUCGCAUUGCCUUAGCCAUCUUCAAGCUUGGAGAAAACGAGGUUCGAUCUGUCACGGACCCCAUGGAAAUGUUUUCCGUGAUCCAGGCAAUGCCUCGCAAGCUGCUAGACGCCAAUACUCUUAUGGAGGCUUGUUUCAAGCGUCGCAACGGGUUUGGACAUCUCAGUCAAGACACGAUCGAUACCCAGCGGGAAGAAAGACGUGUCAAAGUCCAAACAGAGCACCAGAGAGCCGCCACGUACGCAGGCGCCGUGGACAGUGCCAACGCUACCGAGGCCGAAGGAGAGUUCCGUAGGAAAGGCACCCUCUUUGGACGCAGGAGGCUUGGUAGAUCAGCAGAGGUAUCGUGA